AUGCUCUCAACACUGUUAUCGGCCGGUCCGAUCUCUGCGAUCCUCGGCAACAACGUUAGUAGUAGCAGCAGCGCCAGACGAGCAUCUUCCGCCAACUCACAGUCGACCUCAUGCAAUUCUCGUGAAGUCAGUCCCUCGACCGCAUCAUCAGGAAGCCACUCGACCCAGCCUAUGACGAUUAUGACGACGACUGAACUCGCAGCUCAAUGGCUGCAAAGUCCGCUGUCCCCGACUGAACGUGACACGCCGGCACUACUCGAUCGUAAGUAUCUCAAGGCCCAUGUCCUCGCUAUCGCUAAUCUGAUUCCCAAGUCAGCUGCACCAGCAUACACUGCUGCCGAGCGCAAAGACUGGAGCACCAUCUCCAAUAACCUGUGCGCACUCAUCACAAAGCAACACAACGCUCUCCUACCAACCAAAGGUCUGUCCAGAGAUCUGAAGCUAAUGCUGGCCGAUGAUCUCGAGGUGUCCAGCUUCGCAGUCGAUGAAUCGGUGUUCUUCACCCUAUCCCACUCCCAUGGCGGUGACAAGAAUGGUCGAUCCGCUGACCUCGAUACACUUCUCUCAUAUGUGGUGUAUGCUGCAAGCCAGCUCUUCAUCGAGCGUGAAGGGACGAAGCUAGCGCUCUGCAAACAAAGACUUGCGAGGCGUGCAGCCCUGUAA
Recurvomyces mirabilis is the source of this 663-nucleotide messenger RNA. RefSeq lists its product as uncharacterized. The transcript has a single exon. The coding region runs from base 1 to 663 and encodes 220 amino acids. Lineage: Eukaryota; Fungi; Ascomycota; Dothideomycetes; Mycosphaerellales; Teratosphaeriaceae. The record is from RefSeq and is a predicted model, not a curated record.